This is a messenger RNA of Osmia bicornis bicornis, 540 nucleotides long. RefSeq lists its product as uncharacterized. The coding region runs from base 1 to 540 and encodes 179 amino acids. The transcript has a single exon. NCBI's taxonomy places the organism in Eukaryota, Metazoa, Arthropoda, Insecta, Hymenoptera, Megachilidae. The record is from RefSeq and is a predicted model, not a curated record. Gene Ontology annotation, molecular function: nucleic acid binding.
AUGAACGGAAAUACGUUCUUCGAGUGGUUUUGCACGAUCGAGCCCUUAUUGAAAGAAAAUGUUGGGGUGAUUAUGGACAAUGCGCCAUACCACAGCCGAGAAUUAGAGAUGAGACCGUCAUCGACGUGGAGAAAACAGCAAUUAAAGGAGUGGCUUGUAUCAAAAGGCCAUCAUGUGCCUGAUACUUGUACCAGGAGCACAUUACUCCAAACGGCACGCUCAGUGCAAACAGAACAAAAAUACGUGGUCGAUGAAUAUGCCAGAGAGCAUAAUAAAAUAAUUAUACGCCUGCCGCCGUACCACUGCGAACUCAACCCCAUUGAGCUUGCGUGGGCAUCAGUGAAGAAUUACGUUAAAUCCAGGAAUGCUGAAUAUAAUAUGCCACAGGUAAAACAACCGUUAACGGAAAGAAUAGAAGGAGUAACAUCGGAGAUGUGGAAAAAUUGUAUACGUCACACCAUUGGCAUUGAGCAGAAGUACAUACAUGAAUAUGGAUCGCUUCUCCCAAGAUACUCUGGAAAUGCCUACUAUUGGCAGUGA